CGUAGAGUGAGGUUAAACUCUUCAACUAAAACGGAAAGUAUUUGACAUUCAGAAGAAUUUUAAAAACUCUACUAGAAUCCCUGUAAAACAAGAUGGCGCAAAUGGGCCCCUGGACAACCUUUAUAUUUUUCAAGCUGGCAAUGCUUCUGACGUUGUGGGCUGCGUCGUUUGCAACCCGAGGUUGGCUGUAUGGGUGGGAAACAUAUCCGAUUUCAGAGGAGAUAGACGUCGGUCUGUUCAAAACUAGUUAUAACGGCUACACGAAGGACACAAUGGACAUUAUACCCGGAAGUAAGAGUUAUCUAAAAGCUACCAUCGGUCUUAUGGCAGUGGGUGGGGGCUGUAUGCUGAUCUGCCUUGCUUUUGUUAUCGUUGCUGUUCUCAGCAGGAAACAAAUUUUCAUCAUCUUAGCAGCACUGGACGCGCUCGUUGGAGGUAUAAUCCUCCUGACCUCCGUCAUCAUCUUCUACGCCAAGUACGACUCGGAUUACCUGUCGGUCCACUACAGCUGGUACCUGGGUCUGUCCGCCAGCAUAUUCAGCCUCACGACGCCAGCCACCAUAGCUUCAGCCAUGAGACGAGGGGAACUCAACUUCAACGCCGUCCCCUUCCAGCAAUUCAAAAGUUAACCACAAUAAAAGCCGCGAUGUAAAUGUUGUUGCGCAAAACUUUCUCACGUAUAAGACACAGGAACACAAUAUAGGCAGGGAUGUACUUUGGAUCAGUUUCUUCCAGGCAUCUCUUUGUGGGGAGCUCCACCGGAAAUGGAAUUUAUAUAGAAAAUUUAUAUUUACUUUUAACACUGUCAGCACCCCCUCUCCCCCCACCCCGAAAAUUUCAGGUGCAACCCUGGAGAAAAAAGUCUGGAAGAAACACUGCUUUGGAUUAAGCGAUCCAUAAUUAUAUAUAUAUAUAUAUAUAUAUAUAUAUAUAUAUAUAUAUAUAUACGUUGUAAAAAUGAUUCCUUUUGUUAUCACUAAUAUAAUAUUAAUUUUUUAUUUGAAAAUAUUUUUUUUAAGAAUUUCGUGAAAAAAUAUUCAACAAGAAAUAUACAUAGUUUAAAUGUUGAGGUCUAAUUAGGAUUCAAAAUAA
Molecule: messenger RNA, 1092 nt
Organism: Physella acuta
Lineage: Eukaryota; Metazoa; Mollusca; Gastropoda; Physidae
Source: RefSeq, a predicted model, not a curated record